Molecule: messenger RNA, 2464 nt
Organism: Neocloeon triangulifer
Lineage: Eukaryota; Metazoa; Arthropoda; Insecta; Ephemeroptera; Baetidae
Product: armadillo repeat-containing protein 8-like
Exons: 12
Coding region: 115-2100 (661 amino acids)
Biological process (GO): proteasome-mediated ubiquitin-dependent protein catabolic process
Cellular component (GO): GID complex
Molecular function (GO): protein binding
Source: RefSeq, a predicted model, not a curated record
AGGACGCAUUCAGCUGAGAGAAAUUCGGCUCUGCCGCACAUUUCGUCGUCAACGCGGAUAUUUCACUCGAGUCCGCUGCAUUUACGCAACCGGCGUCGUCGAGAGGCGUCCGAGAUGACUUCGAUCAUGCAACCGUUCGUGGACCCUGACAAUGGCAGGCCGUUCAUCGAGGAGAUCUACUCGUCGGACGAGGCCAAGUGUCUGAACGCCCUAAUAUGUUUGAAAAACGCAGUGAUCGGCAGCAACCGACAGAAAGGUUUCGUUGUACAACACGGGGUCGUCUCCAGACUGGUCCAGAUAGUGUCCUGCGAAUCCUCUCCGCAGAGCGUCAGAAUCGAGGCAACCAUUAUUUUGGGCUCGAUUGCGAAAGGCGCUGACGAGCAUGUUCGCGCUCUCGUCGAGAUGAAUUUGAUUCCUAUGCUAGUCAAGGGAAUUCUGGAGGAUGGAGACGAGGAAAGUGCUCGGUUGGUCGAAGCGUCACUGUGCUGCCUGCGGACCCUGCUGCAAAGCGGCCUUGCCCCCACUGGCACCCUAGCUCAGGACAGUGACUUUGUGCAACACCUGCUCGCCUUGCUGACAGCAUCGAUUACCUCCCAAAUGGCCAUAGCUACAAUUUUAACCGCAGAAUGCAAAACGCCUGAAUGUCAGGACAUGCUUUCUACCCACGGAGCAGUUCUCAGUUUGACUGCACUCCUCUGCUCCCCUCAUCGUAAAGUUCAAAUGCCCGCUCUCUCUUGCCUGGCAAAAAUCAUCUUUCAAAAUCGAUGUGUUGCUCUGGCCGCAGCUGCUGCAAGUUUUGGGGGCAAAGCCCUGCCUGACCUUCUGACCCUGCUGAUGGCCCAAGAUAGGCCGACCAGCAUGCAACUGGCCUCGGCCCGCUGCUUGACGUACCUGCACAGGGCAGGAGCUUUGAGCGCUGACGACCCCAAAAUAAUCUUCAGGACUCUGCCCUGUCUAGUUCGGCUGUGCCACAAGGAGCAUGACAACGGCAUCAGAGCAAUUGCUGCCGAGACGCUUGGUUACCUCACAGAAGUGGACACCGGUUUGCAGAGACUGGCGUCCAUCUCCAACCACUUGAUUCCUACCCUGGCUUCCUACUUCAGGGUGGCUCUCGAAGAAACGCCACCGCUGCAGCAACAACUCAGACAAGCUGCUUUUAGGGCUUUUGCCUCUUUAGGUGCAAAUGACGAAGAUAUAAGGAAGAAAAUCAUUGAGACUGAAGGUCUUGUAGAACACAUAGUCUGUGGCCUUCAGGACACAAGUCCUAGCGUGAGAUUAGCAGCGAUUCGAUGCCUUCAUUCUCUCUCAAGAUCUGUCCAUCAACUGAGAACUACAUUUCAAGAUCACCUUGUCUGGAAACCGUUGAUGAAUUUAUUAAAACACGCAUCUGACGAUGACGUGGUUACCGUAGCUUCAUCCACCCUUUGCAAUUUGCUGCUGGAGUUUUCACCUUCAAAAGAACCCAUUCUCGAGUUAGGGGCCAUCGAUUUACUUUGUGGGUUAACUAGGAGAAAGGAAGCGGCUCUCAGGCUUAAUGGAAUUUGGGCUCUAAUGAACAUGGCCUUUCAAGCAGAACAAAAAAUUAAAUCACAAAUUUUGAAAGCGCUGGGAACAGAGCAGAUUUUCCGGCUUCUGUCGGAUCCUGAGGUGAAUGUUUUAAUGAAAACUCUAGGCUUGUUGCGGAAUCUACUGUCAACAAAACCUCACAUCGAUCAAAUAAUGAACCUUCACGGCAUUCAAAUUAUGCAGGCUGUAAUUUUGAUUCUUGAAGGCAAUCACAGUGCUGAGGUAAAAGAACAGGCCCUAUGCAUUCUCGCAAACAUUGCAGAUGGAGACUCUGCAAAAGACUUCAUUAUGACCAACGAAGACGUGCUUAAAAAAUUAGCAAGUUACAUGAUGCAUUCAAAUGUGAAACUACAAGUUGCAGCUAUUUUUUGUGUUUCAAAUUUGGUUUGGAAAGACGAAAUCGGUGCGUCAGAUCGACAAGCGCGGCUCAAAGAACUUGGUGUUCACAAACUGCUUCAGCAAUUGAUUAACACCUCUGACACUCUCUUGUUUGACAAAGUAAAAACAGCAAUGACUCAGUUUUCUGAUUCAUGAUAUUGUGAAGACGAAGAAGAUGUGAUAUGUAACACGCUCGAAGUGCUGAUGGCACUUCCGAGCCCACAGUUAACUCCUCACUUGCACUCAAACAACCAGGAUGUUGAUUUUUUGCAGCAAACGUCUCGUGAUGACUAAAAUCUAUUAAUAAUUUUCCCGAGUUACUCUUUAAAAUCCUUUAAACUUAUUUUGAGAAGUCGCAGCCUGAAGCUCAAGCUUUGGCUUUUUGCUUUUAAAUAAGUUAUAACUGUUGAUCUUGCUUUUCAGCUGCAUAACUUUUGUUGUCCUUGUUUUCCACUAUAUACUGGUGUUGUUUUCCGGAGAAAUUUGUUAUUAGAUAAUAAACUAUAUAUGAGAGAUGAAA